AGAGAGGAGGGAGAGGGAGGAGGGUUCAGGUGUCAAGUUACCUGGAAUACUUCAGUUUUGUUUUGUUUUUUCAGCAGGGCUUGGUGAUUCAAAAACAGCUCUCUCUGAAUCCGCGGAGCGUCGAAACACAACGCCAAACACCAACACUUUUGAUUACAGCCUUGGGGUUUUUGAGAGGGGCAAGUCAGGCACCCUUCAAGCAGGAUUCAGUUACACUGCUGUAGAAAGACAAGGGGAGGGAGACAGUAAGAGAGAGAGAAGAGAGAGAAAGACUGAAUCAAACCAGGUUUUGUAGUUAAAGCCAGUGGACCAGGAAGGUGAGAGUAAAAGGACGAAGGACAUUAACAGGACAGUGUGUUUCUAGGGAGUUCCACCUCCAUUGAGGGAGGGCAGGUUUUACUCUGUGCUGCCUGUCAGAUGAGGUACAUCUGGGCCUUACUGAGAAAGACAACUACUACAUCAUGUGGACAAUCGCCCAGCUGCCAGAGGAAAGCACUAAACCAUUAAAUCCCAGGCAGGCAGUGGUCCCACGGCCAGGCCGCCACAGAAGGCCCAUGACGGCUCCAAAGACUCAGAAAGACAAGGCGUCUAAGAGGAAGAAAGUGUUGCUGACUGUCUUGACGAUUGUGGUGUUACUGGGUAUACUGGCCACAGCAGGAUACUUCAUUAAGCAGCUGAUUGUCAGCAAAUAUUUCUUCUGUGCACGCUCGGUAAAGUUCAUCCCAAUAGACAAAGCCUGUGAUGGGAAAGAUGACUGUGCCGGAGGAGAGGAUGAAAUUACUUGUAUGUCAAGCUUUACCGUCAACACUACCUUUCCAGUGCGUCUCAUGUCACCUCAGCACGUCCUGCAGGUGUACAGUCCUGGCCCAGGCUGGAGGAGUGUGUGCAGUGACGACUGGACCGAGAAGCACACGGAGACAGCAUGUAAUCAACUGGGAUACACAUAUAAACCUCAUAGCACCAGUGUUCGAGUGGACACUUUAAUAUCUUCCAUGAAAACUGGACCAUUCACAGCUGUCAGAACUGGGACUACGACCACACCCAUACAUCAGGCCACCAUGGACCGCAGUGUAUGCAGAUCCGGAUCUGUGAUAUCUUUGUCCUGUUCAGACUGUGGACAGGUGGGCUCUCAGGACCGUAUCGUCGGGGGUACAGAUGCUGUCAUCGAGGACUGGCCCUGGCAGGUCAGCUUGCAGCAGGGUGGCCAUCAUACCUGUGGAGGCUCACUGGUGUCACCGCGCUGGGUAGUCACUGCCGCCCACUGCUUUACAGGCAGCAGUAAAAAGGAGCUGAGUCGCUGGAGAGUGGUGUCAGGCCGAACAUACAUGGGCACAGUGGGAGGCUCCACUGUGGACAGAAUCAUAGUGAAUGGAGAGUACGAUCCAGCACGAAACGACUAUGACAUAGCACUGAUGAGACUCAGCAGCCCGAUCACCCUGGGAGUUGCACGUAAGCCAGUGUGUCUACCUCCUCGAGCCUUCGGCCUUGCUGCCGGAACCUCCAUGGUUGUGACUGGCUGGGGAUACCUGGAGGAAAACGGCAAGGUUUCUCCUUCACUUCAGAAGGCCAACAUCCUUCUGAUAGACCACGCUGUGUGUUCCGGCCCCACAGUAUAUGGCAAUGCCGUAACACAGAGGAUGAUCUGUGCUGGUUUCAUGGAGGGGAAAGUAGAUGCUUGUCAGGGGGACAGCGGGGGUCCCCUGGUAUACUUCACCUCGAUCUAGAUGGCAUCUGCUGGGUGUGGUGAGCUGGGGUGUUGGCUGUGCCCGGGAGAGAAGACCAGGUGUCUACUGCAAUGUGGAAGAGAUGCUCAACUGGAUUCAUACAGUCAUUGAG
Molecule: messenger RNA, 1836 nt
Organism: Lates calcarifer (barramundi perch)
Lineage: Eukaryota; Metazoa; Chordata; Actinopteri; Centropomidae
Gene: tmprss4a
Product: transmembrane serine protease 4a
Exons: 12
Coding region: 462-1724 (420 amino acids)
Biological process (GO): proteolysis
Cellular component (GO): membrane
Molecular function (GO): protein binding; serine-type endopeptidase activity
Source: RefSeq, a predicted model, not a curated record